This is a messenger RNA of Closterium sp. Naga37s-1, 5475 nucleotides long. NCBI's taxonomy places the organism in Eukaryota, Viridiplantae, Streptophyta, Zygnematophyceae, Desmidiales, Closteriaceae. The record is from the annotation of a GenBank genome assembly.
AUGGAUAAGUUAAAGUUGAUUCCGGAAUCCUUUCAGCAGCUCACCGGCCUUCGGUCCUUCUCGCUACAGUCCAAGCGUGUGAAGCGCGCGCCUGAGCAUGUGGUGGGGGCGAUGGUGCGACUGAAGUCGCUGUCUCUCAGCUGCAGGUCCAUCCAGAGCCUGCCAGACGCCAUGUGCUCCCUCCCCCUGUCCUCCCUCUCCAUCCUCUCAUCCCCUGUAAUCACCUCCCUUCCUGAAAACCCCGGAGCCCUCGUACUGCUUGAAACCCUAAAGCUUUGCAAUCUGCCCAACCUUCAGUAUCUGCCUGAGAGCGUGGGAGAUCUACAGCGACUGAGAUCGCUGGAAAUCAGCCAGCUGGGUCUGCUGCAGCUGCCCGAAAAACUGUGCACGGGGAGUGUGAGACACAGCCUGGAGGGGCUUUACCUGCGCGACUGCAGUGGACUGAGGCAGCUGCCUCCCCAGCUGGCCAUGCUGACGCGCCUGGAGGAGCUUGAGAUCACCUCCUGCUCUCGCCUCGAGUCCCUAGAGCCAUUGCUUGCUCCUGACUAUGCCGCAGGCAAUGUCAUCUACAUCAAUGGUCGCCCCUUCGUGCUGCGGGAGGUUGAGCGGCCGUUUACGAACCUCGAGUACACUGGCAUCAACCGGGCGAGAGUGGAGCAGAUGGAGGCUCGGCUGAAGAAGGAUGUUCUCAGGGAAGCGGGCAGGUACUCCAACAAGAUCAUGGUGAGCGAUGAGCUGCCUGACGGCCAGAUGGUGGACCAAUGGGAGCCCGUUGGCCCUGACUCCGUGCAGACGCCUCUCGAGGUGUACCAGGAUCUGCAGAGGCAGGGGUACAAUGUGGACUAUGAGCGCGUGCCAGUCACCGAUGAGAAGGUGCCUGAGGAGGUCGACUUCGAUCUACUGGUGGAGAGUCUGAGUGGGGUGGACGAGGGGACGGCGCAGAUAUUCAACUGCCAGAUGGGGCGCGGCCGCACCACCACCGGCACAGUCGUCGCCACCCUCAUCUGCCUCGCUCGCCGCUUCCCCUCCCGCAUCAUGUCGCCCUCAGCGGGCGCCAGCAUGCUGGCCAAGGCAGCGUCCACAGCGGGCCACGAGCCAGGCGGGGCCGCCAAGCUCAUGCUGGCCACCCCAGGCAAGGCGCACGGCGGAGUAGAGGGGGCAGCAGCGGCGGAGGCAGCGGAGGUGCAGGCGGAGGUGGAUCGGGUGCUGCUGGCGGGGCAGUACGCUGUGAUCCGCUCGCUCACGCGCGUGCUGGAGGCGGGCAGUGAGAGCAAGCGACUCACCGACCUCGCCAUCGACCACUGCGCCUCCAUGCAGAACCUCCGCGAGGCCAUCUUGGGGUACCGCAACCGCAUUCACCGGCACUCGGACGAGAAGCGGCGGCAGGCAGCACUGAACCUGUUUGUGGCGUACUUGGAGCGCUACUACAUGCUCGUCUGCUUCUCCGCCUUCCUGCACUCCCUCACCGCCCCCCACGCCUCCACCCCCUCCUCCAUCACCACCUCCCAAGCCCUGCCCUCGCCCUCGCCCUCGCUGUCUCACGGCAAGGCGGAUGACCCCCCUUCCGCGCAUGUGAGGGCGCAGGAGGCCCACACGAGGGGGCAGGAGCCACACACGCCAGGCAGGGAGCGCUUCUCCCUGCUGGACGGGCUGGCAGCCACACAGGCGCUGAGGGACGCCAAGGGCGGUUUCCAGCGCUGGAUGAAGGCCCGCCCUGAGCUCUACAGCAUUCUCCGCAGGCUACUACGGAGAGACCCCAUGGGAGCACUGGGGUACGCGCAUCCAAAGCAGGCCAGCAUGCCGCGAGCCCUCUCCUUCUCCCUACCUAACGCGGUCUCUUCCUCACCCACCCGUGAUGCUGCUACUGCCGUCGCUGCUCUCCACGCACCUGCUCCCACUGGCGCGGCUUCACUGCCAGCAGUGGCAGCAGCGGGGCAGGGAACAGCGGGGCAGGGAGAGGGAAUGGAGGUGGAGGGGGGGGAGGUGGAGGCGGGGGACGUGGCAGGGGAGGCGUUUCGCAUGGCGGAGAUGGCAGCUGCCAUUGUGGAGGCGCGCUCAGGGGCCAUGCUCAGCAAGCAGGUGCGCUCAGGAGCCAUGCUCAGCAAGCAGGUGCGCUCAGGAGCCAUGUAUGGUGUGUGUGGUUUGCGUGGGCAGGGCAUAGACCGGCAGCGCGUGGAGCGCAUGGAGGCGAGGUUGAAGGGCGACGUGGAGAGGGAGGCGCAGCGCAGCGGCGGCAUGGUGGUGGUGGACCAUGAGAGCGACGCCGGAGAGCUCUUCCACGCGCUCGAACCCGUGCCCGCUGCCGCCCAGGGCGCUCAUGGUGCCUGUGUGCAGACGCCUCUGGAGGUCUUCCGCAUGCUGCAGCGGGAGGGCUUCAGGGUGGACUACCACCGCCUGCCCACCACGGACGGGCAGCCGCCCAAGAGCCGAGACUUUGACGCCCUCGCCACCACCAUCAGCAGCGCCGGCCCCCACUCUGCCUUCGUCUUCAACUGCCAGAUGGGUCGGGGUCGCACCACCACGGGCACGGUCAUUGCGUCCCUCGUUCUCCUUCGCUGCAUCUACGGCCGCCCUCUGCGCCUGCCCUCGCUACCCCCCUCCCUCGCCCUGCCCUCUCACUCCCACCCCUGCACUAGCCAGCCUUCUCCCCCCCGCUGCAGCCCCCGGAGCGGCAGCAGCAGCGGCAGUCAGGAUAGUGACGACAGUAUCAGUGGUGGCGGAAGCAACGAUGAAAACGCUGGUGGCCGGAACAGUGAUGCUAGCAGCCGUGAUGCUAAUGAGGGUGACGGUAGCGGUGCCAUGAACCCUGACCUGCAAGGACCCAAGGCAGCGGAACCACACAGCGCCUGGCGGCAGGAGGAUGGCCCCACAGCCCACCGCACGCCCUCCAGCCUCCGCAAGUGCUCCAGCGGGCAGCGGAAACGGCGGGCCACAGGGGAUGCUGGAGUGGGCGUGGGAGGAGAGAGCGUCGAGCGGCGGCGAUCGGGAUCAGGCAAUGGGAGAGGCGGGGGCGGGGGGAGAACGCAUGAGGGUGAGGGUGAGGGCAGGGGCGGGGGAAGGGGGCGGGGCAAGGAGCAGAAGGCAUGGGGGGACGAGUUUGAGCUGGAGGACAUCCCGGUGGUGCGCAAGGUGACCCGCAUGCUGGAUGGCGGCGCUGCUGCGCGGCACGUGCUGGAUGGCGUGGUGGACCGCUGCGCCCAGAUGCUCAACAUCCGUGAAGCCAUCCUCAGCUACCGCCGUGCCUUCAACAUGCAGGACGCGGAUGCGCGCACGAGGCAGAGUGCGCUGAGCCGCGGAGCCGAGUUCCUGGAGCGCUACGUCAUGCUCAUCGCCUUCGCCUCCUACCUCUCCUCGCCUCUCUUCCGCCCCGCCGCCCCCUCCCUCUGGCCCCGCUCCUCCUCCUCCUCCUCUACCUCCCUGCCCUCCAUCCCUCCCUCCUCCUCUCACACCGCCCUGCCCCGCCUCUGCCCCUCCCUGCCUGCUGCGACCAGUUCUACCAGUGGUGAGGCUGCAGGCUCGGAUGCAGGGGAGGGUGGCGCAGAGAAAGAGAGAGGGGAAAAACAAGGUGGGGGGCUGAGUGCGCAAGGGCAGGCCGAGGCUAAUGGAGAAGGAGAGGGAGGAGAGGGGGAGGGCGAGGCGGUGAGCUUCAAGGCGUGGCUGAAGCGGCGGCCGGAGAUCCGCCAGAUGAAGUGGGGCCUGCGCCUGCGCCCUGCUCGCCUCUUCACCAUUCCGGAGGUGGGAGUGCGGCUGCGUGACAGCGAUGCGAGCGCCAGUGGGGCAGCGGGGGCUGUGGAGGAGAGGGAGGCCGAGGAUGCAGUGUUGCGGGCGCGGCGAGGGGCAGUGCUGGGGCGCGGGUCCAUUCUGAAGCUCUCGCUCUUCCCUGGCCUGCAGCCGUCCGCGCUCAACUACUCCAUCCAGAUCCCCCACGUCCCCAACUACUUCGAGGCCCCCGGGUACCCAGUGCACAGCAUGGCGACGCCCACGGUGCAGGGCGCACAGGCCGUGCUCGCCCACCUGGGCGCCGUGCCACAGCCCACGCCACCCGCAGCAACAACAACCGGCGGUAGCACUGGGGAGGCGGAUGGGAAGGCGGAGGGAAGGGGGGAGGCGGAUGGGAAGGGGGAAGAGAGGGGGGAGGCGGAUGGGAAGGGGGAAGAGAGGGGGGAGGCGGAGGUGGUGAUAGUGGAUCUGAGGGAGGAGGCAGUGGUGUACGUGCACGGCAAGCCCUUUGUGCUGCGCGAUGCCCACCAGCCCGCUGCUGCCCUCAAGCACGUGGGCAUCGCUGGGAGCGCCGUGGCGGCCAUGGAGGAGCGGCUCAAGGCGGACAUCCUGCAGGAGGCUGCUCGGUGCGGCGGCAUGGUGCUGCUGCACAAGGAGCGGCCCAGAGAGGGGCACGUGCAGGCUGGGAGCAAGGGUGCGGUUGACGGAGCUGAUGGGGCUGCAGACAGUGGCGCUUUGGAGAGUGGCUCUGCUUCUGCUGCCGCUGCUGCUGCUGGUGUCACGGACGUCAGUGCUGCUGCAGAUGGCGGCGCUGCUGCUUUACCUUCUGCUGCGGAUGAUACCGCUGGUGCACAGCGCACAGCGGGCAGCACAGCUGCUGAACCGCCUGCAUCAGGUGCCGCUGUGGCGGUGGGCCCCACGGAGAUCAUCGGAGUGUGGCGGGCGGUGGGGCGGGACGACGUGAAGACGCCAGCAGAGGUGUACCGUGAGCUGAGGGAGCAGCAGGGGUACCUCGUGGACUACCGGCGCAUCCCCCUCACACGCGAGAGAGUCCUCGUGGCAUCCCCCUCACUGCAGCUCUACGUUCAACACCGAGGCCCCAACGUGAAGUUCCUGUUUGUGUCGCACACGGGCUACGGCGCUAUUGCAUACGCCAUGGCGCUCACCUGCCUGCACCUGCAGGCCACCACUCUCCCCUCGCCUGCUCCCCACGCCCCCGCUGCCGCUCCCUCCUCACCCACUGCUGCUGCCGCAUCAUCCCCCACCCUCGCCAAGCAAUCUACUGCUUCUUUCUCCAUUCCGGUCCCCAAGGCUGUCGGCGGUGCGGGGGGGAAGGGGGAGUACCGCAACGUGCUGCAGCUGGAGCGAGUGCUCGUGAAGGGGCCGCACUGCAAGCGACUUGUGGAUGCCGUCGCUCACAGGCUGCUGGCGGUGGGGCGGAUAGUGGAGGAUGCGGUGGAGUACAGGAGGGCAGUGGAGGCGGUGCAGGGGGACGACACGGUGGACCGCGACAGGCGGGCGGCACUCACUGACAUGGGGCUCAAGGCGCUCAGGCGCUACUGUUACCUCAUAGCCUACCGUUCCUACCUCUUCUCCAGGGCAUCUGCCAGCGGUGCUGCCAGCAGCAAGGGCAAGGCAGUGGUGGAGGCAGGGGGGGCGAAGGGAGUAGCAGGGGGCAGUGGGGAGUCGUUUGGCGCGUGGGUGGCGCAGCGGCCGGAAAUAGAGCACAUGCUGCAGCACCUGGUGCUAGAGUGA